Molecule: messenger RNA, 5613 nt
Organism: Lactuca virosa
Lineage: Eukaryota; Viridiplantae; Streptophyta; Magnoliopsida; Asterales; Asteraceae
Source: the annotation of a GenBank genome assembly
AUGGGGAGCGCCGCUAAGCUUAUCGUGGAUGCCCUGCUACAACGGUUCCUUCCACUUGCUAGACGUAGGAUUGAAACAACACAAGCACAUGAUGGACGCUACCUUCGGCCAUCGGAUCCAGCUUAUGAACAAGUGUUGGAUUCCUUAGCUUUGGUGGCUCGACACAUGCCUGUACCUCUUCUUGAAGCGCUUCUUCGCUGGAGAGACAGUGAAUCCCCAAAAGGUGCAAAUGAUACAUCUGCAUUUCAGAAAAAGCUUGCAGUGGAGUGCAUUUUUUGUUCAGCUUGUAUUCGCUUUGUGCAGUGUUGUCCACCUGAUGGACUUACAGAAAAACUAUGGAGUGGGCUUGAACAUUUUGUAUUUGAUUGGUUGAUCAAUGCUGACAGGGUUGUAAGUCAGGUUGAAUAUCCUUCGUUGGCUGAUUUGAGGGGGCUCCUUCUAGACUUAGUUGCACAGCUUGUGGGUGCUCUAUCACAGAUCAGGUUCACAUCUGUAACUGGACACUUUUUCAUGGAACUCAACACCCGUCGUAUCGAUACUAGUGGGGCCCGAACCGAAACCCUCAGCAUCAUUAACGGGAUGCGACAUCUAAAGCUCGGGGUGAAGACGGAGGGUGGUAUCAAUGGGUCAGCAUCUUUUCUGGCAAAAGCCAAUCCACUGAGUCGUGCUCCCAGCAAACGAAAAAGUGAACUUCACCAUGUGCUUUGCAAUAUGUUGUCAAGCAUUUUGGGCCCACUUGCAGAUGGUGGUAAAGCUCACUGGCCUCCACCUGGCAUGCAACGUGCACUUCCUGCAUGGUAUGAAGCUGUUGCACGUGUAAGGAUACAAAUCAUUCAUUGGGCAGACAAACAGAGCAAGCAUAUACCUGCUGCUUACCCUUUGGUGACUCUGCUUCUUUGUCUUGGUGAUCCUCUUGUUUUUCUCGGCAACUUUACUGUUCAUACUGAGCAACUGUACAAACAUCUAAAGGAUAAGAACAACCGGUUCAUGGCUCUGGAUUGUAUACACUGUGUUACAAAAUUUUAUCUGAGUGUUCAUGGGGAGUCCCAACAAUCAAACCGGGUAUGGGACUACCUGGACAGUGUGACUGCACAGCUUCUAACAGCUCUUAAAAGAGGGAUGCUUACACAAGAUGUCCACCAUGAUAAACUUGUUGAACUCUGUGUUACAAUAGGGGAACAUCACCUUGAUUUUUGUAUCAAUCAUGUGAUACUGGAAUUGCUUAAGCAAGAUAGUCCAAGUGAGGCGAAGGUCAUUGGUCUUCGUUCUUUACUUGGCAUUUCAGUGGCCCCCACAAGCGAACAUAUCGGCUUGGAAACCCUUCAUGCUCAGGACUUGGGUCACUACGUUCCAAAAGUAAAGAUUGCAAUCGAGUCUAUAUUAAGGUCAUGCCAUAGAGCUUACAAUCUGGCACUUCUCACCUCUUCAAAGACAACUAUAGAUGCCAUCACAAAGGAGAAGUCACAAGGGUAUCUUUUUCGGUCAGUUUUAAAGUGCAUACCAUACCUGAUUAAAGAUGUUGGUAGAAGUGAUAGAAUGACUGAGAUAAUACCCCAACAUAGUAUCAGCAUUGAUCCUGGUAUUCGUGAGGAAGCAAUACAAGCACUGAAUAGAAUUGUGAGAUUCCUACCUGAACGUCGGUUUGCAGUUAUGAGAGGUAUGGUGAAUCUCAUCUUACGCCUUCCAGACGAGUUCCCUCUUCUCAUUCAAACAUCAAUAAGCCGCCUUCUAGAACUCUUGCGUUUAUGGAGAGCUUCUCUUUCUGACGAUAAUGUUGAACAUGAUGAUUUCCAUGCUUCAGAGAUUGAAGCAGUUGGUCUUAUCUUUCUUACUUCUGCUGAUACUCAUAUUAGGCACACAGCAUUGGAAUUGUUGCGAUGUGUGCGUGCUUUACGAAAUGAUAUACAAAGCUUUCUGUUAUGUGAAAAGUCGGAUCUCAUAGAGCCUAUACUAAUGAUCGAUGUGUUUGAGGAAAAUGGGGAUGAGAUUUUUCAGAGCUGUUACUGGGAUUCCAGCCGUCCGUUUGAUCUGAGACGAGAAUCUGACGUGGCACCUCCUGAUGUGACACUUGAAGCUAUGCUUUUUGAAAGCCCUGAUAAGUACAGAUGGCCUCGUUGUCUUAGUGAGCUUGUCAAAUAUGGUGCACUUCUCUGUUCACGUUCCAUUCAGGAAGCAAAGGUAGAGAUUAUUAAAAGACUUGCACUUGUGACACCUGUUGAAUUGGGGGGAAAGGCUCAUCAGUUACAAGAUGCAGACAACAAAGUAGACCAGUGGCUGUUGUAUACUGUGUUUGCUUGUUCUUGUCCACCUGGAAGGGAAGGCGCUGGCACAUCAUCAACACGAGAGCUAUUCCGACUCAUAAUUCCCUCACUAAAAUCUGGUUCUGAAGCAUAUGUUCAUUCUUCCAGUAUGGCUCUUGGUCAUUCACAUCUGGAAGUGUGUGAAGUAAUGUUCAGUGAGCUGGCAUCUUAUAUGGACGAAAUUUCUUCAGAAACAGAAGGAAAACCAAAAUGGAAGAGUCAAAAACCUCGACGUGAAGAACUCCGAAUCCACAUUGCAAAUGUAUACAGAAGUGUUGCUGAGAACAUAUGGCCUGGGAUGCUGUCGCGUAAGCCUGUUUUCCGCCUUCAUUAUUUGAAAUACAUCGAUGAAACAACCAGAUUAAUCACAACAGGACCUCUUGAGAAUUUUCAUGAAAUGCAAACUCUUCGUUACACACUUGCAUGUGUACUAAUCCCAUUGGCUCCUGAAUUUGUGGACUCAAAAUCAGAAAAAUUUGAUCCGAAAACCAGAAAGCGAUUAUUCGAUCUUUUUCUCUCAUGGUGUGAUGACUCAGGUAGUGCAUUGACUCAGGACGGGUUAAGUGAUUAUCGGCGUGAAGUUGAACGAUACAAGUCUAGUCGCUACACGCGGUCAAAAGAUUCGGUUGACCGAGUCUCGUUUGACAGAGAACUUUCUGAACAGGUUGAAGCAGUGCAAUGGGCUUCCAUGAAUGCCAUGGCUUCAUUGUUAUAUGGACCUUGUUUUGAUUUUGAUAAUGCGAGAAAAAUGAGUGGAAGGAUUAUAUAUUGGAUUAAUAGUCUCUUCAUUGACUCUGCACCCAGGGCCACUUUUGGUUAUUCACCCACUGAUCCAAGAGCUCCAUUUUAUGCUAAUAAACACACAGGAGGAGGAGGAGGAGCUACUGGACGUGAUAGAACCAGAUCUGGUCACCUUCGUGUUUCCCUUGCUAAAAUAGCUUUAAAGAAUCUUAUUCUUACAAAUUUAGACCUUUUUCCUGCUUGCAUUGAUCAGUGCUAUUAUUCUGAUGCGGGUGUAGCAGAUGGAUACUUCAGUGUAUUGGCUGAAGUCUACAUGCGUCAAGAAAUGCCUAAAUGUGAAAUCCAACGACUCUUGAGUUUGAUUCUUUAUAAAGUGGUGGACCCAUCUAGACAGGUUCGUGAUGAUGCCUUACAAAUGCUUGAAACUUUAUAUAUCCGCGAAUGGGCUGAAGAAGAUAAGAUUGAAAGUUCCGGAAGCUGCUAUCAAGCUGCAGUAGUUGGGAACCUUCCGGAUUUCUACCAACAGUUUCAGUACAAAUUAUCUUGCAAACUUGCCAAAGAUCGCCCCGAGCUGAGUCAGCUUCUUUGUGAGGAAAUCAUGCAGAGACAACUAGACGCGGUUGAUAUAAUCGCGCAACACCAAGUUUUAACAUGUAUGGCUCCUUGGAUCGAAAAUCUUGACUUUUGGAAGCUUCAAAAUUCAGGGUGGAGUAAAAGAUUAUUGAAAAGUCUUUAUUAUGUGACGUGGCGACACGGUGAUCAUUUUCCCAAUGAAAUCGAGAAGCUUUGGAGAACUAUUGCGAGUAAGACGCGUAACAUCCGCCCGGUUCUUGAUUUUUUAAUCACUAAAGGAAUUGAAGAUUGCGAUUCCAAUGCAUCAACGGAAAUAAGCGGUGCGUUUGCUACAUAUUUUUCAGUUGCUAAAAGAGUAAGUUUAUAUCUAGCUAGAAUUUCUCCACAAGGUACGAUCGAUCACUUGGUUUACCAAUUAGCCCAACGAAUGCUUGAAGAUAGUUUAGAACCCAUCAGACCAACAUCUAACAAGGGCGAUUUGGGAAAUUUCAUUUUGGAGUUUUCUCAGGGUCCAACUCCAACACCAGUUCAGAUGCAGAGUACUGCGUUUGUUGUUGAUAACCUAAACCCGCCGCCUCAUUUGUCACCAUUACAGGUUCGAGGAUCUGUAGAUGGUCAACUAACAAGGAUAAACCUUGCUCCGGUAACUUCCGGAAGGUCUAGCCAGCUGAUUCCGUUGAUGUCACCGCUAAUGGGAGUCUGGAAUUCACGAAGCCGACAUGCUUCUCGGGAUAGUGGGGAUUACCUGAUCGAGACACCGAAUUCGAAUUCUGAAGUAGAUGGUCUGCAUGCUUUUAGUGGAAUACUCGGUGUUAGUGCUAAAGAGCUUCAUACAGCCUUACAAGGUCAUCAGCAGCAACAUUCCUUAACCCAUGCAGAUAUAGCUCUGAUCCUACUUGCAGAAAUUGCUUAUGAAAACGACGAAGAUUUCAGGGAGCAUUUACCUUUACUUUUUCAUGUGACAUUUGUCUCCAUGGACAGCUCAGAAGACAUUGUUCUAAAACACUGUCAGCAGUUGCUCGUUAAUUUACUAUAUUCACUCGGUGGGCGACAUCUGGAGCUUUACACUGUUGAAAAUAAUGACGGGGAAAACAGACAACAAGUUGCGAGUUUGAUUAAAUACGUCCAUUCAAAACGCGGGAACAUGAUGUGGGAAAACGAGGACCCCACAGUCACUGAAAUCAACCUCCAAAGUACAAAGCUAUUGUCUGCACUUGUGCAAAGCAUGGUGGAAGCUAUCUUUUUUCAAGGUGAUCUUCGUGAGACAUGGGGAACCGAGGCACUCAAAUGGGCAAUGGAGUGCACGUCUAGACAUCUCUCGUGUAGGUCCCACCAAAUCUACCGGGCCCUACGACCCCAGGUCAACCAUGAUGCAUGCAUCCUUCUCCUCAGAUGCCUUCAUCGAUGCUUACAUAACCCUGUACCCGAAGUUUUGGGUUUUGUUAUGGAAAUUCUGUUGACUUUACAAGUCAUGGUGGAAAAUGUGGAGCCCGAGAAGGUAAUUCUAUACCCCCAUCUUUUCUGGGGGUGUGUCGCGAUGAUGCAUACGGAUUUCGUUCAUGUUUAUUGUCAGGUGCUUGAGCUAUUCCUGCGUGUGAUUGACCAUUUAGUAUUUUCAGAUCGAACAACAGAAAACGUUCUUCUUUCAAGCAUGCCACGGGACGAGUUUGACCACAGUGUGGUUGACUUUGACUUUGACUUUGAGUUUCAGAGAAUCCCGGGUUUCAAAGGCAUACAGCCUCUUGUACUCAAAGGACUCAUGUCAACCGUGAGUCACGAUGUUUCAAUCAAGGUUCUCUCACGGUUAACCGUGCCCUCUUGUGAUUCCAUAUUCGGGGACCCGGAGACGAGACUUUUGAUGCAUAUCAUCGGUUUGCUUCCGUGGCUAUGCUUACAUUUAAACCCGGAAGCAGUUGUGGGGUACACUUUUUUCCCCCCAAAACGCGUGUUUGGUUUCGGUGAAUCUUGCAAUAUGGUGUCGGGCGAAAUGUUUAGAUGA